AUGGCAAACACAGAAUGGGGAAAUCAAACGGCCAUCACAGAAUUCAUCCUACUGGAAUUCAGGGAUCUCCCUAAGUUACAGACUCUUCUCUUCUUGCUGUUCCUAGUGAUCUACACUGCGACCAUGGCUGGGAACAUCCUCAUCGUUGCACUAGUUGUGACUGAUCAGCAGCUCCAUCCCCCCAUGUACUUCUUCCUGGGGAACUUGUCCUGCUUGGAGACCUGCUAUGCCUCGACCAUCCUGCCCAGGAUGCUGGCCAGUCUCUGCACUGCAUUGUUAAAACUCUCUUGCAGUGACACGUAUUUGGUGGAACUUAUGGCUUUCAUUAUUGCUUCCGUAGAUACCUCCCCCCCAUUUCUCUUAAGCCUAGCAUCCUACAGCUUUACUGUGGCCACUAUCCUGAGAAUUCCAAUCACCACUGGAAAGCAAAAAGCAUUUUCCACCUGCUCCUCUCACCUCAUUGUGGUGACCAUCUUCUAUGGGACCCUGAUUCUUGUUUAUCUGUUAUCAAAAACCCACACACUGAGAGACCUGAAUAAACUGUUCUCUCUCUUCUACACUGUCCUGACUCCUCUGGCCAAUCCACUCAUCUACAGCCUGAGAAACAAGGAAGUUAGCAAGGCCUUAAGCAAAGAAGUGGGUCCAAACAUGGGCAGUUAG
Molecule: messenger RNA, 660 nt
Organism: Dermochelys coriacea (leatherback sea turtle)
Lineage: Eukaryota; Metazoa; Chordata; Testudines; Dermochelyidae
Product: olfactory receptor 10K2-like
Exons: 4
Coding region: 1-660 (219 amino acids)
Biological process (GO): G protein-coupled receptor signaling pathway
Cellular component (GO): membrane
Molecular function (GO): G protein-coupled receptor activity; olfactory receptor activity
Source: RefSeq, a predicted model, not a curated record